AUGGGAAUAAUACUCAGAAGAUUUGUCUUCCUCUCUGUCCUAUACCUGCUUGGGGGCUGCAAAUCUUCCCUGAUUGAACUGAAAGACAAUGGCUAUGAAGGUAUUAUCAUUGCUAUAAACCCUGAGGUGCCAGAAAAUGAAACGCUAAUUACAAAAAUACAGGACAUGGUGACUGAAGCUUCUGCUUACCUGUUUAAAGCCACAGAAAACAGAAUAUAUUUUAAAAAUGUGAAUAUAUUAAUUCCAGACACCUGGAAAUCAAAACCUCAAUAUAUGAGGCCAGGACGUGAAAGUUACAAACAUGCUACUGUCAUAAUUGCACCACCUGCAUUGCCAGGCAGAGAUGAACCCUACACCAGACACUUUUCACAGUGUGGAGAAAAAGGAGAAUACAUUCAUUUGACACCUGAUUUUCUACUUGGAAACAAGCAAAAUGAAUACGGACCAUCAGGUCGAUUGCUUGUCCAUGAAUGGGCUCACCUCCGUUGGGGAGUGUUUGAUGAAUACAAUGAGGAUGAGCCUUUCUAUGCUGCUUCAAACAAGAAAAUUGAAGCAACAAGGUGCUCCAAAGGUGUUACUGGGUUAAAUAGAGUUUAUAUGCAUCUAGGAGGCAGCCAUGUACUUAAACCAUGCAGAUUUAAUUCUACCACAAAACUAUAUGAAAAAGAUUGUCAGUUCUUCCCUGAUGAAAAGCAAACUGCAAAAACAUCAAUAAUGUUUAUGCAAGCUAUAGAUUCUGUUGUUGAAUUCUGUAAUAAAAAGAACCAUAACAAGGAAGCUCCAAAUCUACAAAAUAAAAAGUGUAAUUCGAGAAGUACAUGGGAAGUGAUCAGCACUUCUGAGGAUAUUAAAAACACGAAGCCUGUGUUGGCUCCACCCACUCUGCCUGUGUUCUCAUUGCUGAGGGUUGGUGAAAGAAUUGUGUGCUUAGUUCUUGAUCAGUCUGGAAGCAUGAACAGUUAUAAUCGUCUGUCUCGAAUGAACCAAGCAGCAAAACAUUUCCUGAUGCAGAUUGUUGAAAAAAACUCCUGGGUCGGAAUAAUUGCUUUUGAUGAUAUUGGUUAUAUUAAAAGCCAUAUGACCCAAAUAACAAGUGAAAAAGAUAGACAGAGACUCUCGGCAACGUUACCUCUGAAAACUAAUGGAGGAACUUCCAUUUGCUCAGGAAUUCAAACGGCUUACCAGGAAAUUAAAUCAGUAUUUCCCCUAGUAAAUGGACCUGAAAUAGUACUGCUGACUGAUGGGCAGGAUAGCAGUGCAAAAGACUGUGUUGACAAAGUGGUAGAAAAUGGGACCAUCAUUCAUUCAAUUGCUUUGGGACCAGACGCUGACAAAGCUAUCACUAACAUGAGCAUUCUAACAGGAGGAAAGCAUAUUUUUGCUUCUGAUGCUUAUGAGAACAAUGGCCUUGUUGAAGCUUUCGCAGACCUUACAUCAGAAAACACUCCUCUCUCUGAAAAGUCUCUUCAGCUUGAAAGUAGGGGGAAAAAGCUCAACAAAAGUGAAUGGAUAAAUGACACUAUAAUUAUUGAUAGCUCCGUGGGAAAAGACACAAUUUUUUUUGUCACAUGGGCCAGAGAAUUCCCCCUAAUUUUCAUUCGGGAUCCUGAAGGAACAAAGAUGGAAAGUUUCACAAAUGAUACAACUUCAAAGAUGGCCUAUCUCAGUAUUCCAGGAAUUGCAAAGGCUGGAAUAUGGACUUACAGUCUUCAAGCCCAAACAAAUGAUGAAACACUGACUAUUGCAGUAAAUUCUCGAGCAGCAAAUCCUUCUGUGCCUCCAAUCACAGUGAAUGCAAAAAUCAAUAAUGACAAAACCACAUUCCCCAACCCUGUGGUUGUGUAUGCAGAAGUUCUACAAGGGUUUGCACCCAUUCUUGGAGCCUCAGUGACAGCCAUCAUUGAAUCAAGCGAUGGAACCACAACUUUGAAACUUCUAGAUAAUGGUUCAGGUGCUGAUUCUAUAAAGAAUGAUGGGGUCUACUCCAGUUAUUUUAUAAAUUAUAAAAAAAAUGGCCGAUAUAAUUUAAAAGUACGGGUUCAUGGAGGAGCAACUGCAAAGAAAAGCUUAAGACAUCCCCCAAAUACAGCAGCAUUUGUACCAGGCUGGGUGGUUAAUGGAGAAAUUCAAGCAAAUCCACCAAGACCUGAGACUGAUAAGGAUAUCCAAACAAAUGUGGAGAAUUUCAGCAGAAUGGCAGCUGGAGGUGCAUUUGAACUUGAAAAUGUUCCAAAUCCUUUCAAUCCCUCCUCUUCUGACUAUUUCCCACCAAGUCAAAUCACAGAUCUUGAGGCCACACGUGAAGGGAAUCUGAUCACUUUAACAUGGACAGCACCAGGAGAUGAUUUUGAUGUUGGAAAAGUUCGACAGUAUAUCAUAAGAAAAAGUGGAAAUAUCCUUGAUCUAAAAGACAAUUUUGAUGGUGCCGAGCAAGUAAGCACUAAGAAUCUGAGACCGAAGGAGGUGAACUCCAAGGAAACAUUUACAUUUGAACAAGAAAAUGUAAGAGAAGAUGCAACCCACAUAUUCCUUGCCAUUCAAAGUGAAGAUGAUAGUGGUAAAAAAUCUGAAAUAUCCAACACUGUACAAGUAGCGAUGUUUAUUCCUCAAGCAGAUGAUGAUAAUUUUCAAGAGGAAAAUUAUCCUAGUUCUGGAACUAGUAUUUCUACUGUGGUGUUGGUGGUGGUUGGAACUUUGGCAGCUGUUAGUAUUAUUGUCAGUACCACUAUUUGUAUCGUUAACAGGAGAAGUUCAAAUAGACCUAGGACAGGGUUUUAA
Messenger RNA from Sorex araneus (European shrew), 2778 nucleotides. RefSeq names its product calcium-activated chloride channel regulator 4A-like. Gene Ontology annotation, biological process: chloride transport. The coding region runs from base 1 to 2778 and encodes 925 amino acids. Lineage: Eukaryota; Metazoa; Chordata; Mammalia; Eulipotyphla; Soricidae. Gene Ontology annotation, molecular function: intracellularly calcium-gated chloride channel activity. The transcript has 14 exons. The record is from RefSeq and is a predicted model, not a curated record.